AUGCUUUCUUGGUAUACUCGUGCUUGGCUCAUGUUAGUACUACUCAUUCCUUCAGUUCUAGUUACCAUUUUCGAUCUCUAUCACUUUCUUCGCUUUUCUUCACUCCGUAAAGCACUCAACAAUCAUGUCAUCAUCCUUCUUCUCAUCUGUGCACUCAUCGAAAGUCUCACCGACAUCAUCUGGCACAUCUACUUCUAUUUCAACACCUCAGUCAUGUCGUUCACAUACCAGUUCUGCAAAACGUGGGCAGUCGUUGGACCAUCUAUGUACGUCGCAGCUUUUACAUUGAUGGCGUGGGCAUCCAUCGAACGACACAUUCUCAUUUUUUCACUCAUCAUUCUUGUCAACAAAGGUCAAACGUUUCUUGUUCCACUAUGUACCACUGGUAAUAUGCAUACUUUGGCCAGUCGUAUUCUAUUUUGUUACUCAAUUGAUUAUACCAUGUGA
Molecule: messenger RNA, 447 nt
Organism: Adineta ricciae
Lineage: Eukaryota; Metazoa; Rotifera; Eurotatoria; Adinetida; Adinetidae
Source: the annotation of a GenBank genome assembly